Messenger RNA from Protopolystoma xenopodis, 1062 nucleotides. Lineage: Eukaryota; Metazoa; Platyhelminthes; Monogenea; Polystomatidea; Polystomatidae. The record is from the annotation of a GenBank genome assembly.
AUGGCGGCGAGACCUCGUCGGUAUCACUUUGACUUUUCUCUACUCUCAGAAGAAGCAUCAUAUCCUAAGGCUGAAAUCAAUCCUGCCUACCAUCCUAUGCAUCAUCACCAUCAUCGCCAUCACCAUCUGCAUCCCCAACACCUACAUUCCUCACGUCGUCCCGCGGGCAAAACUUUGCAGUCACAACUACUUGGUCAUCCUUGUUCUGCUCAGUCUAGACCACUUCACCCGCGGCUAUGUGGCUCACGUAGCCAUUCCUACCAUCAACAGCGGCAUUUAGAAGAUACUAGCCUUGAAUCUGUCUGCCCAGAAUCAGUACAUCGUACUCAGCCUGGAAUAGUUGAUUCUGGCGGUCCGACCGUCGCAGCAACGCGUAUAAGUUGUCCGGUUCUAUCAACGGCCACUCUUCCACUUUUCCCUUCGCUGUCCCAUUCACAUUCGUCUGCCUCACAAUCCUCUUCUUCUUGGUCAUCUGUCCCGCCUUCAGGAUCACCCUUGCAGAGCAGUAUGUCCAGACGAUGGCCAACUACACAAUCGUCCCGUUCCGACAGAAAUAUUCCAAUCUCGACACCACAAGUCAGCGAUCUUGGAGUCCUUAGCUCAGGUGAGCAGGAGAUCAGCGACGUUCGAGAAGUUAUCACUGUUGAGGCAGAGACGAUAGAAGUAACCCCUGUAAUACAAGAGGCAGAAGGGGAAGUUGAACAACUACAAGAGAUCGCUGACUCACCAGGCCACUUGGUUUCAUCAUGUACCCUGUCUUCCGAAGUCCCGAUACGAAUGCUUCACUCUCAAACGCCAUUCUCUCUUCCAGGCUCUGAAACUUCGGGCAUUUGUGAGCAGAGCUGCGAUUUUAAUAUCAUAAUUUCUGAUCCUCAGGCAAUACCCGAGUCUAUUGAUAGAGACCGGCGUUUCUCAGCUGAUAUUCAUGCCGGUUUCUCGUCAUCUACUGAAGAAGAAGCGGCUUUUGAGACCGAUGAUCGAUCAACAUUCCGACGAGUGCGUACACAUUUUAUCAUGUUUGAAAUUUUUAUAUUUUUCUUUUAUCUCUGCUUCAAAAGAUGA